Molecule: messenger RNA, 774 nt
Organism: Dictyostelium discoideum AX4
Lineage: Eukaryota; Evosea; Eumycetozoa; Dictyosteliales; Dictyosteliaceae
Product: ribonucleotide reductase-related
Exons: 4
Coding region: 1-774 (257 amino acids)
Biological process (GO): deoxyribonucleotide biosynthetic process
Molecular function (GO): oxidoreductase activity
Source: RefSeq, a predicted model, not a curated record
AUGAUGAAUAGGGAUAGAGAAGAUAUUGAAAAAGUUUUAAAAUAUUUCGAAAAUGAAACAGAAUAUAUUAUUCAAUUACUACACCAUUCAGCAAAAUUAAAUAAUGAAGAAAUGUUUAUGUAUAUAUUCGAAAAGUAUAAACAUACAAUAACUGAUAAUAAAAUCUAUAUAUUAAUAAAUAGUAUAUUCAAAGAUAAUAAUUUAAAAAUGGCUCAAUUUAUAUUUAAAAAUUUUGAAAAUGAAAUAUCACCAUUGGACAUCUGGAAAAUGUAUAAAAAAACACUUGCAAAUCAAUGGGUAGUUGAAGAAAUAGAAUCAAGUGAUGAUGGAUUAGAUUGGGAGAAAAAAUUAACAAAUGAUGAACGUGAUUUCUUCUCAAAUGUUUUAGCAUUUUUUGUUGCAUCUUGUGGUAUUAUAAAUAAAAACCUUAAUAGAUUUAUGUCUAAAGUACAAAUUCCAGAAGCGAAAUGUUUCUAUAAUUAUCAAAUUCAUAUUAAAUAUUUACAUUCCGAAACUUAUAGUCUUUUAAUUGAAACUUGUAUUAAGGAUAAAAAUAUUAAAGAUAAACUUUUUAAUGCAAUUGAAACAAUCCCAUGUGUUAAAAAGAAGGCAGAAUGGGCUUUAAAAUGGAUAAAUGAAUCAUUUGAAAAACGUCUAGUAGCACUCGUAGCAUUUGAAAGUAUAUUUUUCAGUGGAAGUUUUCGUAUAAUCAGUUUGUUAAAAAAGAGAUCUUUGAUGCAAGGUUUAACAUUUUCAAAUGAAUUGAUUAAUUAA